Molecule: messenger RNA, 224 nt
Organism: Racocetra persica
Lineage: Eukaryota; Fungi; Glomeromycota; Glomeromycetes; Diversisporales; Gigasporaceae
Source: the annotation of a GenBank genome assembly
AAACCGAUUUAUUUUAUCAAUAUCUAGUGUCAAAAACAUCAAGUUUUGAUGAAGAAGAAUUGAUAAAUAUUUUAAAUAACGAAGAACUCAAAUAUUUUUUUCAAAUUGACAAUACAGCAUUUUUUUAUGAGAGAGAUAAUGAUAAACAAGCAUUAAAGCUAUCAAAAAAUAUUAAUAUUCGUAAAAAGAUUAGUGAAAUUAUUCAAAAAAUACAAGACAGAAAG